This is a messenger RNA of Charadrius vociferus (killdeer), 1812 nucleotides long. It is a transcript of the gene DDHD2, whose product is annotated as DDHD domain containing 2. The record is from RefSeq and is a predicted model, not a curated record. The coding region runs from base 1 to 1812 and encodes 603 amino acids. NCBI's taxonomy places the organism in Eukaryota, Metazoa, Chordata, Aves, Charadriiformes, Charadriidae. Gene Ontology annotation, cellular component: COPII-coated ER to Golgi transport vesicle. Gene Ontology annotation, molecular function: protein binding; triacylglycerol lipase activity; metal ion binding. The transcript has 15 exons.
AUGCCCACUGAUGCUGUUCUCCGUGCUCGGGCCUUGGUUCCUGCAGGGAGAGACAAAGAAGAUGUGGUUGUCCCAACCUCGGGGGGAAGGUAUGACGUGCAUCUGAAGGAGAGGCAGCGUGUGGCAGUGUACUGGGAGGAGGAGGUAUCUGAAGUGCGUCGCUGCACCUGGUUUUACAAGGGAGACAAGGACAACAAGUAUAUUCCCUACUCGGAGACCUUCAGUGAAGAACUGGAGGAAGCGUACAUGAUUGCUGUGACCCUGGAUGAGUGGAAGAAGAAGUUGGAGUCCCCCAGCAGGGAAAUCAUUAUCUUGCACAACCCAAAGCUGAUGGUGCACUACCACCCGGUCGCCACCUCCGAUGACUGGGGCUCAACUCCUACGGAACAAGGUCGACCUCGGACUGUGAAGAGAGGAGUAGAAAACAUCGCUGCCGAGAUCCCCAGUGGGGAGCCUCUGCAAAUUGAUCACUUGGUUUUCGUGGUGCACGGGAUCGGCCCGGCAUGCGACAUUCGGUUCAGGAGCAUCGUCCAGUGUGUGAAUGACUUCAGGAACGUUUCCCUGAGCAUGCUGCAAGCGCACUUCAAGAGAGCUCAGGAGGAGCAGCGGAUCGGCCGGGUGGAGUUCCUGCCUGUGAACUGGCACAGCUCCCUCCACUCCACCGGGGUGGACGUUGACCUGGAGCGAAUCACUUUGCCGAGCAUCAAUCGCCUGCGUCACUUCAUCAACGACACAAUCCUGGACGUUUUCUUCUACAACAGCUCCACCUAUUGCCAGACCAUCGUGGACACGGUGGCGUCCGAAAUGAACCGCCUCUACCAGCUCUUCCUGCAGAGGAACCCGCUCUUCAAAGGGGGGGUCUCCAUUGCGGGGCACAGCUUGGGGUCACUGAUUUUGUUUGAUCUCCUGACGAACCAGAAGGCUGCUCCCGAGGAGGACGAGCACAGUGAAGAGGGGUCCAGGACAACCUCAAGCAACAGGGGCAUCGAGGAAGUAAAAGAUAUCCUGAAGAAGCUGGAGCUGUCCGAAUAUUGUGAUGUUUUUGAGAAGGAGAAAAUGGACAGGCAAGCACUGUUCUUGUGCACAGAGAAGAACCUUAAAGAAAUGGGAAUUCCCUUAGGACCGAGAAUGAAGAUACUUCAUUACAUCAGCUCCAAGACGGAGAUGCAGGACCAGAGCGCAGCAGCUCCCGGGCACAGCGGGGAGCGCGGAGCAGAGCCUGGGUCCCCGCCGCAGCGUGACCUGGACAGCACAGACGAUGGCGGGAAUUGCCAAUACCGGGACGUUGGCUUAGGACAGGUUUCAGCAAACUAUCCUCAGCUAAACUACAAGCCCACCAUCUUCUUUGCCUUUGGGUCUCCCAUUGGGAUGUUUCUCACGGUGCGAGGAGUGAAGCGGAUCAACCCAAACUACAGCCUGCCCACCUGCAAGGGCUUCUUCAACAUCUUCCACCCCUUUGACCCGGUGGCAUACCGGAUUGAGCCCAUGAUCGUCCCAGACGUGGAGUUUGAGCCCAUGCUGCUGCCUCACCACAAGGGCAGGAAGAGAAUGCACCUAGAGACAAAGGCAGAAGAGCCCCCCGCAGCAGUGAAGGAAGAGGUCUCUCUCAUUAAUGUGGGGAGGCUGAACGGAGGGAAUCGCAUAGACUACGUGCUGCAGGAGAAGCCAAUAGAGAGCUUUAACGAGUAUUUAUUUGCACUACAGGGGCAUCUCUGCUAUUGGGAGUCAGAAGACACCGUCCUGCUGGUUCUGAAGGAGAUCUACCAGACACAAGGCAUUACGCUGGAUCAGCCUUUGCCAGGGAGCCAGUGA